AUGCAAACAGAGCAAACAUCCACAUCGCCAGUCACUUUUUUUCUCCUGUGCAUAUCGCAAACUGAAAACUUGAUUAAAUGCACCACUGGAACCAGGCGAAUAUCAAAGCUCAUUAUGGCUCCUGUCCGUCCCGGUUCCAAAGCCAAAACGGCCGUCAAGACCAAAUCUCAUCCAGCCAUCGCAAAGGCUAAACCCACAAGCAGCUUCAACGAGAGCGCAACCUCCGAAUUCCCGAGUUCUAAAAAGGAUAAACGACUGAUAAAACACUCGUCGUUCGUCUCGAAGAUCGAAAAGUCCCGCAAGAAGACACUUAAGCGACGGCGGCCUUCGAAGAAACUGAUCGCCAACCUAGACUCGCUUGCCAGUGCGCUUCCUGACGCCGGGGAUGGCGACGAAGCCGUCUCGACACAUAUCAUCGAUGGAAACACUCAGGUCAAUGUGAUUAGGCACAAGAGCUUGAAGCACCGGCCUGGUGCCAUGAAGAGGAAAGAGAAGCUUGAUCGGAUGGAGAGAGACCGGUUUGCAAAAAACAUGGGACAAUUGGCUGCAGGGAUCACGACUACUGAUACCGAUGCGGCUAUGGAUGUCCAGCCCAGUGUAGAGCGUGGUGGUGAUGCUUCUUCUACUACUGCUGGAGGAGGCUCAAACUCUACAUCUGCUCGCUGGGCUGCUCUACGGAGCUUUAUCUCUCAGACCAUGGACCAGAACCCGGAAUUCAAGGACGUCAAAUCGUGA
This is a messenger RNA of Nannizzia gypsea CBS 118893, 735 nucleotides long. RefSeq lists its product as hypothetical. Gene Ontology annotation, biological process: maturation of SSU-rRNA from tricistronic rRNA transcript (SSU-rRNA, 5.8S rRNA, LSU-rRNA). The record is from RefSeq and is a predicted model, not a curated record. The coding region runs from base 1 to 735 and encodes 244 amino acids. The transcript has 2 exons. Lineage: Eukaryota; Fungi; Ascomycota; Eurotiomycetes; Onygenales; Arthrodermataceae. Gene Ontology annotation, cellular component: 90S preribosome; nucleolus; preribosome, small subunit precursor.